Octopus sinensis (East Asian common octopus) is the source of this 2504-nucleotide messenger RNA. Its product is annotated as E3 UFM1-protein ligase 1. Gene Ontology annotation, biological process: regulation of proteasomal ubiquitin-dependent protein catabolic process; protein K69-linked ufmylation; response to endoplasmic reticulum stress. The record is from RefSeq and is a predicted model, not a curated record. Bases 101 to 2455 code for a protein of 784 amino acids. Gene Ontology annotation, cellular component: endoplasmic reticulum membrane. The transcript is spliced from 17 exons. Gene Ontology annotation, molecular function: UFM1 ligase activity. NCBI's taxonomy places the organism in Eukaryota, Metazoa, Mollusca, Cephalopoda, Octopoda, Octopodidae.
CAUCAAGACGUCCAGCAAUAGUUUUCUUACACUAAUCACACAGAAAUCUUCCACGAAAGAGAGGGGAAAUGUAACUUCAAUUGUGAAGAGUUCAACAACAAUGGCUACCUGGGAUGAGAUAAACGAACUUCGGGCAAAUUUUGCACGUAUUCAAAGUGUUUCAUCUCAUCAGAAGUUAUCAGAGAAAAAUGUUGUUGAAGUAGUAUCAAAGCUACUUGAACUGAAACUUAUUGAUGUGAUAUACACCACAGAUGGCAAGGAAUAUCUAACUUUACAACAUCUUGACAAAGAAAUACUGGACGAGUUGUAUGUUCAUGGAGGUCGGAUCAAUCUUACAGAUUUGAAGAACAUUCUUUGUGUUGACUUCUCUCAUAUAGAAAGUCGAGUGAAUGAAUUAAUCAAAACAACACCUGGUCUAAGUUUUGUAUUAGGUCAGUUGAUAAAUAGUAAUUACAAAGAAUAUAUAGCAGAAGAGAUCGAUGAGAAGUUACAAGAAAGGGGCCAUGUUUUGUUGACUGAUCUCGUUCUCCAUUAUGAUUUACCCAAAAACUUUAUCACCCUGUUGGUUCAACAGAAUAUUGGUGGCACAAUCAAAGGUCAUCUGGACACUUCCAACAAAGAUGUUCUAUACACUGAACUUUAUGUAUCUCGUAUAAGAGCUCAAGUACGAGGUCUUUUCAGUGCCAUAACCAAACCAACCAGUUUAUACAAUGUGCGUCGUAAACAUAACUUCCAAGAUCAAAUGUUUUACUCAAUUGUUGAAGAAUUAGUGAGUUCAGGACGAUUGAAUGGUUCAAUUACUGGCCAAAGAGAGAAAGGGACCUAUCACCCCAACAUAUUUGUUAGAACACAAAACCAGUGGGUUGAAGACUUUUAUGUCCAGAAUGGAUAUUUAGAAUAUGACAAUUUGGCUCGACUUGGCAUCACCAAUGCAAAAGACUUUGUGAAGAAAAAGUUUAAAGAUGAACAGCUGAUAUAUUUAUCCACUUGUUGUGUGAGUGUCUCACUUAAGGAACAGGUUGAAGCCAGUGUUGAAGAAGCUUUAAAUGAUGGAUCAUGGAUAGAUAUAUCGAUGCUAGUACCAUCAGUAUUCAAUGUAGAUGAUAUCAAACAGUUACUGUCAAUAAUUCUUUCAAAAUCUUCCAAUGCCUUCAUCUGCUGUGAUUCCAUUGCUGUCAGCAACAAACUGGUAUCAGAAUGUAAAAUUCCUUUCUCAGAACUUAUGAGGAAUAAAGCCAUCAAGGAUUCCAAAUCUAACACUGCCGUGUUUAAGGUUGCUAAGAAACUUGGAAGCAGUAUGAAAAAUAAUGAAGUUAAAGAAGACAAAAGAGAUAGUAGAAAGAAAAAAGGUGGCAGCAAAGGUGGUGGUGGUGGUGGUGGUGCUAGUAGUUCUCAGGCUCGGGAGGUAAAAACUAAAGUAACAAAAAAGAAAUAUUGUACUAGUGGCAGCAGUAAAGGUGGUAAUGAAGAUUCUGAUGAAGAGGUGUCUGGACAACACAAAACAUUAAGUUUCAUGGAAAUUGAUGAAAUUGAAGAAAUCCUGAAGAAAGAAAAGAAAUUGCUUGAUUCCCCAGAAGAACUCGUUACGGAGAUUGCUACACAGUUAUACAGACCACUUUCACAAGAAUACCAAGAAAUGGCCAAAACUGUGUUUUUUGAAUCAACUGGCAUUGGUUCGACAUCAGCCAGAAAAAAGACAUUUGCUGAGUUGCAAGAGAAAGUUUGCGGAAUGUGGAUGAAUAUACUACUGAUUGAGAAAGGAAUAAAACUGUUCUCAGAAACUGUCCAGACUGUGUUGAUAAAACACAUGCUGAAGUCAAUAUGUACUGACAUCACAAACUUAAUAACAUCAGCUGUUGCUGUAGAUCAUAUGUUGUCUCUGGCAGAUGAAACCCAAGUGACACCAGAUGUUCGCAAUAAUGUUAUUGCUAAACUACCAGAGCCACAAAAAAGCCAAUUGAAGAAAUUGAAUUCUUCGCUUAACAGUAAGAGUCUUGAGGAUUUUCAUGAAAGUCUGAAUAUCAUUUGUAGUCCUGAGAAUUUGGGUAUUUUAUUACGGAAACCAGACAGGAAGAAGGAAAGACAACUCCUUCAGGAACACAGACAAACUCUCAUUGCUGAAUUAUCCAGUGAAGAUGAUCCAGCAAAUGCACUACACCUGGCUGUGAUGAUUCUUUUCCAGACAUUCACAAACACAUUUAUCCAUGCUCCCGGUCGAUGUGUACCACGGAUAAUAGAAUUUCUUGAAGAUUACAUGGCUGCUUCAUCAUGGGAGACCCUUCGACAAUUCCAAGAUUUGGUAAUUAAAGAUAUGAAGUCUCACAAUGAAGACGAACAUGAAGAAAUAAUAGAGUCUAAUGAAGGGGCUGUCUUAGAGGAACUGUUGCCAGAACUGAAAGACAUUGCUGUAGCUACAAAACCUAAAGAGAAACAAACUAAAGAAUCUAGUCCUUAAGUUUAUAUCAUCUCAAUAAAGAGACAUUGUCAUAAUUGCGAUUGAAUAU